This is a messenger RNA of Stegostoma tigrinum, 5578 nucleotides long. RefSeq names its product transmembrane protein 45a (gene tmem45a). NCBI's taxonomy places the organism in Eukaryota, Metazoa, Chordata, Chondrichthyes, Orectolobiformes, Stegostomatidae. The record is from RefSeq and is a predicted model, not a curated record. The transcript is spliced from 7 exons. The coding region runs from base 308 to 1135 and encodes 275 amino acids.
GCUGGAGAUUGGCUGAGUCCAGACGACUUUUAAAACCUUCGCGACUUGGAAACAAAUAAGCAAACAAAAGAAAAAGAGGCGAUGAAAUUACAUCAUUUAGAACUUGUGCAGAAACGAUCUCUUCACUUUGCAAGAUUAUGUUGAGACAAUAGGAGCAUCCAGUGACCAUCUGUAAACAAGAGGCCAGUCCUAGGGAGCCUCAACUCUGCCUCUAUCUUUGAACUCUCUGAGAAUACACCUGCAAAGUCAUUUACUCUCACCCUCUAUCAGAAACUUUCACCUCGCAACUUAUCAUAACUGAAAAACCAUGGGCAAUUUCAAAGGACAUGCACUUCCUGGAAGUUUUUUCCUCCUAUUUGGCUUGUGGUGGUCGGUGAAAUAUCCUAUGAGGUACCUCUGCAGAAAGAAUAAGAACGUUUGUUACUUGGUAUCAGUCUCAGGGCAUCGACGAUUAGACAUCAUUGAAGGAAUUGUGAAAGCCAGCUUUGCACUAAUAGGCAUGAUGGCAGAGCAGUUUGUUCCUGAUGGCCCCCAUCUGAAGUUGUAUAACUAUGAGGAAAAACAUUGGGACCACCUGAUGAACUGGCAGCAUGCAACUAUGUAUCUUUUCUAUGGCAUCUCAGGGAUUGUGGACGUUAUAGUCCAUAUAACUCCUGCAGUGCCAUUAGCCCUUGACAGGCUCAUGCUUGCCAUUGCAGUCUUCAUUGAAGGUUUUUUGUUUUAUUACCAUGUUCAUGGUCGUGCAAUGCUUGACAUUCAUGUGCACAUCCUGCUGUUGGUGGCAGUGUUUGGCGGCUCCCUUAGCAUCUUUCUUGAAGUCUUCCUCCGCGGCAAUAUAGUACUGGAACUUUUGAGGACAAGCCUUUGUAUACUGCAGGGCAGCUGGUUCUGGCAGAUUGGAUUUAUUCUGUAUCCUCCAAAUGGAAGCCCUGAAUGGGAUCAAACUAGUCAUGACAAUUUGAUGUUUAUUACCAUGUGCUAUUGUUGGCAUUAUGCUAUUUCAAUCCUCAUUGUGGCCCUUAGCUAUGCGAUUGUCAGUUGGGUGAUUCAUACAAAGUUAAAGAAGGUCGAACCUCUGGAGAUGGGACUGUUGAAGUCAUCAGAAAAAGAUCAAGAAGUUGAGGAUGAAAUAUAGCCUGAUAAAUAUUGUAGUUUGCUACCAUUAUGCCUUCUUUAUGUGUAUAUUCUUUUAGAAUCUUUAAUAUUUUCUGAUGUUAAACCCUUCCAUAAGCUUAAACCUGUGUCUACAAAGGAACAAAUGUAUUCAACAAUAUCUGUUUUGGAUUGAAAUGGAUACAUUUCUUUUACUGCUGUCUUUUAUUUGUAUCAAGUCAACUAGUGAAAAGGGUAAUAUUUAUGAUCUUUACAAUAAUCAGAACUUGAUCCUGAUUUCCAAUAGCUUCAGUGACUGGUGAAAGGGGAAAUGCACACUCUUGUACUUGACAGCAUGUCUUCUAUGUUUAAAAACUCCUAUGUGAAAAUUAACAAGGCCUGAAAGAAAGUAGUAAUCUUUUUGAUAAUAAUGCUUCAGAAGAAGUAGAACAAAGAAAGAGCACAGGGAUGAAAUUGAUUUAUACCAAUAAUGCAGAAAGGACUUAUAUUAAAUCUGCUCCCUAUCAUACAUCCAUUAAAAAAGAGAAUUCAGCUUCGAUUAAAAUGGGCUGCUAAGUUAUCAUGAGUUCAUUUUGUACAAUUGUCUUUUUAAAAGUCAAAGGAAGAUUUUGGUGCUCAAACCUAUAAUCAGUGAAAAUGGUAGUUUAAAAAUGACAUACUACAAAUUAAAAAGUGUAGGCAACUUCUAUUUCAGCAUUACUUCAGUCCAAAUUCUAAUCCUUAAAUCCACACCAAUGACUGAGGUGAUAUAAAAUUCAGUUUGUGACUCUGAAGUCACAAUGUCUGAUUUAAAAGAAUUGUAAUGUUUUUGUUUUAAAUGUGCCCUUGUUACAGUAAACAUUUGAGCUUUGAAAAUAUAUUUACCCAGAGACAAAUAUAUAUGAAGUUGUUUGACAUUACAAAGAAGAUUGAAAUUCUAACCUUUCUGAAAACCUGCAAUAUACUUUCUUAUAUAGUCUAGCUUCAUUUACUCCACUGACAAACACACUGACCUCGUGCUCAGCCACGAUUAAAUGUCAUAAAUCGUAGAGGCUGAAAUUGCUCAUCGAAGAAUGUUUCUUGUUCGUGUGAUGUUUCUGGCAGUUUCAAAUCAAAUUUAAAUAGUGCAAAUUUCAUAAAAACAAUUAAAUAAAAAUCACAAGAAUACAAUUGGUUUUUUUCACUCAUCCAGAUACUGUGAACUAGCAAGCUGUAUUACAUACUUUGCAAAAGGAAAUUGAAUGCAAUGUAAAACAGACUGCAGACUCACCUUGAACACAUUUCAUGCUAUUGUCAAAAACAAAAUUUCACUCUAGCACGUAAUUGAAAAGUCUGCAAUAGCAUCAUUGCAACCAUUUUCCCCAAACUACAUUCUGAAGCAAUAUUUGAUAUCAAAGGGGAACGACUUCACUUUGUGAAGCAAAAUUACAAACAUGUUCUUUAAUUUCUUUGUUACAAAUAGCAAAUAAAAACACAUGCAAACUCAUGCAUUAGUCUUACAAACUAGCUUUAAAAACAACCAUCUUUAUUUCCACUUGAGAAAUUAUGGGUUCCCAGAAUUGUCCAAAGGCUUCCUUGUUCAGCCACCAUAGUUUAGAGGAUUGCUCAUACCGUCUGAAUGGGUUUUAUGUCAAAGUUGCCCUGACUGAGAAGCUUAAUUAUUGAACCAUAUACUGUUCUAUCGCUUAAAUUUUCUGUUAGAUUGUUUCACUCCAUAUAAUCUGAAGGUUAUAAAGUUUAAGUGUCAGUGUCUAUUAUUUAAUGCAGUAGUGUUUAAACAAUCUUUUAAAGUGAAGAAAUACCAUAAAAGUGUCAAUCUUAAUGUUUUAACACCUCCUUUAGAAUUAAAACUUUAUUACAUAUCUUUUUACAAAAUUAAACCCAUGAUACCCAUGACUGAACUUAAAAGUAGUGGCCAGUGCUUGAAAUAUAAGUACUUGUGAAAAGCAUUUGCUAACAAUGUGCAAAUUCUGUAAUGAAAACCCUUACUGUGUGACCAAAAAAAAACUUCUUUGUAAAUGAUAUAUUUUAUACCAAAUAUUUCAUUGAAGAUUCAUUUUAGUUAGUCCGAAUUUAAAAUAAGAUGAAACCUAUAUAGGAAAUGGGAGUUAUAACUGUGAUCAAGUAGCAUAAUAAGUUCCCUUCAAGUAUAAUGGUGCAUCCUGAUAUUACACUUUGCUGCAGCUUUGAAGCAUAUUUAUUUAUAUCCUUGUUAUUAAGUCUUUUAAGGAGAUAAGGAAAUGUGACAGUUCUUUUUAAAUUAGGGCUAAUAUAAGCUAUUCAUCCUGAUGGCAUUUAUCUUUAAAUAGUUAUUAUUAUUUUAUUUUUUCCCCCUUCUCCAAACGAUGAGACUAUCCUUGGCAUUACAGCAUUACAUUCCAAGCGCCGACAUCAAAUCUGAACCGCUUUCUGGACUCACAUUCAAGCCCACGUGUUGUCCUUAAGCAAAGACUUACAAUUUCUCUGGAAUGCUAACCUGAAGCAGAUGGUUCCAUUACCAGAAACUUAGAUUUGGAUACUGUUUAAAAAAAUGCUCUUUCUGUGUGGUGUGUCAGUCAUUUAGAAUGAAUUUACAACAUACGGUGAACAGAAAUCCCUUAUUGGAAGGGUGAAGUCUGGGCCAUCCUCCAAAGUUUGAUAUCUUUUCCAUGCAUGUCUGCACUUUAGGAUGUGUACACAAUCUCAAGGUGUUGAAAAAUGUGUUGCACAGUCAAACAAAUAAAUCAUUAAAAUCAACAAGUUUUGUUAAAUAUCACAACUUAGCUGUGAUAUUUCCUUUAGUGAAUUGUUUAUCACAAUAAAAUGGACCUUACAGGUCAGGAAACCCAUGAAUCUGUGACAGGCUACCACCAUUACUGAAAGUUUGAUUAUUGCCAGCACCAGACAUUUCCGAAACAUAAUACAAAAAUCAGAAUCUAUCUAUUCAAAACUUCCUACUUGAUCCCCUCAUUGAAUCAGCUGGCUAAAAUUAUAAUCAGCCAGCAAAAGCUGGACAGCAAUUACCAACAGCCAGUCAGUGGCACCCAGCUAUAGAUAAUCAAGUCACAGCUAAAUUGGGUGGACUGGACGAUGAAGUGUUUGGAGGAAGUUGAGGGAUUAGUAGUCAAGGGAGCGUUUGGAAGCUAGUCUCUCAAAGAAAUUGAAUUAACAGCUGAAACUACUGCCAUCUACCUCAGAGAUGGAAAAAAGGCUCAGUGCACUAUUGAGUUGCCAAGAAAUGUGCUUACGUGGAGUUGAAGGUAGCCAAUGAGAUGUGAGAAAUGUGCUUCAUAACCUGGCUGUAGGUUACUUCAAUAGGACCUACAAGUAUCUUCAGUUUCUCUGUUGGGAUUAAAGGAUAUUUUCUCCCACCCCAUUCCCUUAUUCAUUGUCAUAAUAUUUGCAUUCCUUCCCAGUCUAUGUUGGUGCAGUGUCCUACGCCUGCUUCCCCAAAGUUGCCAAUUGAUCCCUAUUCUGCCAUUUCUAAAUUCACUCCACUCCCUAUGCUGUCAUUGCCGUUCCUCCUCCAACAACAUAACUCUGAGCUGCUCUUCCCACAUUCCACUCCCAAAGUAAAUGCCACCAUUAUCUGCUUUAACCCUAUCUGAAUGGUGAUGCUGCUCCUAUUUAAUUCUGGUAACUAUCCUAGUAAAAGAUGAAUUGAUUGAUGGUUACAUGUUAUGGGUACAUUUUUUUUCCUUGUACUAUGCCAGAAGCAAGCUACAAUAGGUGAGGCAGGAAUGCUUGGUUGGGAGACUGUAUGGCAAUUUAGGACCAUUCAUUAAUUAAAUCUGUGGUAGUGCAUGGAACUGGUUCAGUCAAGUGGGCAAAAGCUUAAAGAGAUCAUACACUAAAACCUUAAGUAGACUCUCCACUGCAUGAGAACAGGCGAUAAUGAUGGAAAACUUGAAAAGUAAAUAAAAUAGUACGUAAACAUUGAAUGCAUGAAGUUAUAGUUCUGUGCUGAACCUCAGUGUGACCAAUGUAUUUCUAAAUCUUCCUUAUUAAGAAUUUGUGUGAAAUAUACAUUAAUGUUAUCAAUAUUAUUUUUGGUUUUAAAACCUACCAAAACAAUACCAUAAUAAGUCAUUUAAAGACUGUCUGUCUUUUGCUGCAUCAUUGAUGAAUAUUUUCUUGCUACUUAAUAAUGUGUAACUAGGUGCAAAUUUCAAAAAAUGCAGAAAAUAUUCCUUUGUCCCCCAUAUAUAGUUUAUUUUCAAAUAGAUCUUAAAACCUUCCUGUACAUCUUUCCAGAUAUCUUCAAUCCUACAUAUUUGUGUAUUCCAUUUUAAAAUGUUGAACAUUCACAGAAAAUCAUAUUUAUAAAUAAUUUACAAGAUAAGUUUUGAGAAUCAUACUUGAUUUGUAGCAUGUAAAAGAUAGAAUAUGAAAGCUUUAAAAAUAAAAAUAAAAUAACCGUUGCAGUUUUUGUAGAAUAAAUGUUUUAUAUGCAAAUACAUUUUGGAUAAACUUAGGUUUCUCUUUUUAGUAAUAUAUUAUAGUUAAA